AGCUCAAGCCACAGCCAGAACUUGUCCCCUGUGCAGUCUUCAUUCGCCCUUUGAUUUCACUUGGCCUCUGUCCUGGCCACACUCAGCCCCUCAUUGGGGGAUUCUAGGCAGGCAGGGGCUUCUACCCUUGACCACACCACUUGUUGACCAAAGCCCCUUGUUGAGGAUUCUAGGCAGGGGCUCCACUCCUGAGCCACCAUGCCCUAGUCCCUACCUAGGAUCAGUGUGUUGUGUGGGUUGAUGGUGGCACGCAUUUAGAAAUGCUCACCUUCCAACAGUCCUCCAGGAGUGUAGCUUUGGGAUUGUUGCUGCACAUGCUACUCCAUCCCUAGUCCUCUUCCUUCUUUUGUAGCUGAGGCUGGCCUUGAACUGCCGAACCUCCCAUCUCUGCCUCUGGAAUUCAGGAUGAUAGGCAUGUUACCACUGACAUGCAUGGCUCUUUUACUUUGUCUUUUGAGAAAGUCUUGCAUUGUAGCCCAGUCUAGCCUGCAUUGUAGCUCAGUCUCCCAAAUGCUAGGAUGAGUGUCACAUUCCCUAGUACAACCCAGGCCACUUUUAGUGUGCAGUUCUCAGUCUGGGUGCUUCCCUCAUUGAUUUCUGUGAUCCAACCUAUUCCUGGUAUUGGCACGUAGAUGCUGUUUUCCAUUUCCAAGUGACAUUCCUGGGGUUCCCCCUUAUCUCCUGACAGGCCCAGUGAUAUAUCUUAUCCAGGCCAGCCAGGCGCUGCUUGGGGAGAAAGUGCUUUACAUUCUUGGGUGGUGACAGGGCUGAUUGGUGUUUGGCCUCAGCUGCUACCUUGAAAGCUGGGUCCUGAGCAGCCUGGGUAAAGUGAGAGCUUUCUCUCACUGGCAGCUGGACUCCGGUGCAAACUCAGUCCCACCACCCCUGGUUGAUUGGGAAUGCCCGAGAAAGGGGGCUAGUCCUUAGGAACAUCCAUGCUCACUGGACAUCCCUGCCUAGCUUUCCGCUGGCCCUUUGGGCCUGGGUCUAAGGUGCCAUCCACCCUAGGACAGGCAUGGUGUGCACCUGUGCUUAAGGACAGAGCCUUCCCUUCAAGGGAGCCUAGUUCAAGUGACUUUUGAAAGCUGUUUCCUUUUUGAGAAAGGGUCUCAAGUAGCUCAGGCUGGCCUUGAACUGGUGAGCUUCCUUCCUCAGCCUUCCCAGUGCUGAGAUGAUGGGCAUGUGCCUUCAUGUCAGUUUAUGCCGUGCCUUAGAUGGAACCCACAGCUGCUUUGUUGAUGCUCAGCAAGCGUUCUACAAACUCAGCUCCAAACCUUGUCUUCUUAAAAACGAUACUUUCAUGUGUUUUGUGCAGCAAGCGCAUGCCACCAUAUGCGUCUGGUGGUCAGAGGAUUGAGAGUCAGUUGUCUUCUACCAUGUGGGUUCUGCAGUUCACACCUGGCUUUUCCCUGCCGAGCUCAUACCGCUGUGUAUGUACUAUGAGCCUGUGGGGUCCUCACCUUGCAGCAAUCCUGCGCUGGCGUCCUGAGCACAGGGGCUACCCCGUGCACUGCCAUACCCAGCAGCGCUGGCGUCCUGAGCACAGGGGCUACCCCGUGCACUGCCAUACCCAGCAUUAGUUCUGUUCCUUCAUCUCCAAAGUCCUUGGUCUGUUGCUGCCCAUGCUCACUUGCUGGGUGGGUCUCAUGGAUUCAGAAGUCUGCAGAACCUGUGCCUUUCUGGGAAUGAUUUGUCUGAUACUCCAAACCCCAGACUGGCUGUAGUUGUGGCUUCACAGUUGGCCUUCCAAGAAUGGGAGUUCAGCCCUUGGCUAUCCCCUAGCCUCUCCCUUUUCCUGUUUUGAUGCUGUCUCAGCCAAGCCCGGAGACAGGGGCAUGAUGGUUUAAUCCUGGCUGAAGCUGAGAUGGACUGGUGCCCACUGACUCUCCUACCUGCCAUGUGCCCUUCCCAGUCUCUGUUGGCCCCACAUGGCCACACUCCAGUAGGGGACCGAGAACAGGCCUCCUCCCAGCCUCCCUGUACUUCCUCCACUGAUAGCAGGUGGGGUGGGGACACAGGUUGGUGGCCAGCUCUGGACUUGUUUCUGGCUGAUGGUGUGACACUCAUAAAUCAGGGACAUCAGGUUGUCAGAAAUGGGUCUAUGGAAUGUCUGGGUGGGUAAGCCAUCAAUUCUUAGGGAUGAGGAUGUGUGGACAAGGUGGGUGGGACCCCCAUGGCUUCCCUGGGACAUGGUGUUGGCAGUGAUUUUAAUCCCCAGGACAGGCAGGGGAUAAAUUCAGGGCACCAAGGUCUCUCAGCAUCCUGGGGCCUCCUGCAGUCAGAAUGGCUGCAGGAAGACUUCUGACCAUGUUUCUGCUGCUCCUGUCCUUGCACCUGGGCCUUGGCUGGAUCCUUGAUCUUCAAGAGGCUCCUGUGGCAGAUGAGCUCUCAUCUGGGAAGAUGGCAGAGACUGGAGGGACUUGGAAGGCCCAUCAGGGUAACAACCAUGUCCGCCUUCCAAGAGCCUUGGCUGGUUCAUGCCGGCUGUGGAGCCUGACCCUACCAGUGGCUGAGCUGGGCCUGGGCUAUGCCUCAGAGGAGAAGGUCAUCUUCCGAUAUUGCGCUGGCAGCUGUCCCCAAGAGGCCCGUACCCAGCACAGUCUGGUACUGGCCCGGCUUCGAGGGCAGGGUCGAGCCCAUGGCCGACCCUGCUGCCAGCCCACCAGCUACGCUGAUGUGACCUUUCUUGAUGAUCAUCACCACUGGCGGCAGCUGCCUCAGCUCUCAGCUGCAGCUUGUGGCUGUGGUGGCUGAAGAAGGCCAGUCUGGUGUCUCAGAAUCACAAGCAUGAGGCAGCCUGGGCUUUGAAAGGCUCAGGUGACUUUAUUAGCAAUUUACAUAAGUGAAGAAGAUAAGGGAAGGGACCUGGGUUGUUUGGUUUUGUUUGUUUGCUUGUUUGUUUUCUUAUCAGCAGUGAAUGCAAUAAAUAAUAUUCUCGUGGG
Messenger RNA from Arvicanthis niloticus (Nile rat), 2942 nucleotides. RefSeq names its product persephin (gene Pspn). The record is from RefSeq and is a predicted model, not a curated record. Gene Ontology annotation, molecular function: glial cell-derived neurotrophic factor receptor binding; growth factor activity; receptor tyrosine kinase binding. NCBI's taxonomy places the organism in Eukaryota, Metazoa, Chordata, Mammalia, Rodentia, Muridae.